AUGACUUCGCUGAGUGAACAAAUUGCCAAUCUGGUCAAGAACUAUUCGCCCUGCGAUGUAUCAGAUGCGUUGGUCAAGCUACAGAAGAUACCCGAGGGCGGCACCGUGAGAGGAGGCUUCCUCGCGGAUCUGGAACCAGUUCCAUUUUCACCAAUAACUGGGCGAAACGAAACAACCCCCAAGAUCGCCGCCCCGGCAACAACAUUCAAAUUCCUAGCCAAAGAUGAGAGUCCUCCGUUGAUUGCAACAGAGAAUGUCCAGAAGCAUGGAUUCCCGCCAGGCAAGCACUGGGUAGACCAUGUUGGCGAGUUUGAGGCAUCUGAUUCCUCCGGUGCCGGCUCUAUCGUCGUGAUUGAGCAGCCUGAAAAUCAGUACUGCGCUGUGACGGGUGGGAUUAUGGCGACUCGGAUGAAAGCCCUCGGGAUCAAGGCAACGGUUGUGAGCGGCCGAGUUAGGGACUUGAAGGAAUUGAAGGCGACUGGACUCCCGAUCUGGGCUCGAGCUACCUCUACCGUUGGAACUAAUGCGGAGGCUAAAGCUGGUGCUCGUGAUGUGCCGAUCUCGAUCGGAGGUGUCACUGUCUCUCCUGGUGACAUUGUUUUCUGCGAUCCUUUGGAGGGGGUAGUAGUCAUCCCUCGUGAACUACUUGGUCAGGUGCUUGAGCUCAUGCCUGCGUUGACAGAUAUGGAUGAAAAGGCCAAGCAAGCUGUUGCGCAGGGAAUGAGUGUCACUGAUGCUUUCAAAAAAUUCCGCUCAUAG
Molecule: messenger RNA, 759 nt
Organism: Penicillium soppii
Lineage: Eukaryota; Fungi; Ascomycota; Eurotiomycetes; Eurotiales; Aspergillaceae
Product: RraA family protein
Exons: 5
Coding region: 1-759 (252 amino acids)
Source: RefSeq, a predicted model, not a curated record